This is a messenger RNA of Musca domestica (house fly), 658 nucleotides long. Its product is annotated as keratin, type I cytoskeletal 15. The transcript is spliced from 2 exons. The record is from RefSeq and is a predicted model, not a curated record. The coding region runs from base 231 to 527 and encodes 98 amino acids. NCBI's taxonomy places the organism in Eukaryota, Metazoa, Arthropoda, Insecta, Diptera, Muscidae.
AUUUUAAUGUCAACAUAUCCCAUCAGCAUGGAGGGCUCAUCAAUGGAAGGAAAAGACAUAAAAGUACAUGGCAAUAUGGAAGCAGGUUUAGUUUUUUUCCAGAUCGCCAUAACGAAGGUUUCAACCCAAAAAAAAAAAGAAACGUAAAAUUAUUUAAAAAUUUAGCAAAUUGCAAUAGUAAAGUGUUAAACCUACAAAAAAAAGUUAUAAAUAAAAAUAAUUAAAAAACAAUGAAUCUAAUAAAAUGCUGUCUUGGUGUGUUACUUGUGUUGUUGGGCUGCCUUUCCGUGUCCUGUGGCAAAUUAAAACUGGUGGCCUUUAAGGGACCCCAUGGCGGAUUUUUGGGAGUGAAAUACCGCAAACCUAAGCUGUUGGGUUUCAAACAUCACGGCUUUGGCGGUGGUUUUGGUCAUGGCUUGGGACAUGGCUUCGGCCAUGGAUUUGGUCAUGGACUUGGCGGUUUCGGCGGUGGUUAUCACACAUCGUUCCAUAGCUCUGGUGGAUUUGGCGGUUGGCUGGGAAGAUGAAUUGACUCCGAAUUUAAUUUUAUUGUUUAUUUAAUUAUUUUGUCUUCGUUGAUUUUAGUUAUAUUUAUUUGAAAGUACAAUAUUUUAUAGUUUUAGUGUUCAUAUUUUCAUUAAAUGCAGAGAACAGUCGA